CGGAAGGCAAAUCCAUGCCUUGGCGGCACACGUGAGAGGCGAGCUGAGCUGACGAUGGAACCUUCGGCAAACUAGGGAGCUGGUAUCGCAGGGAGGGCGCCCAUGGUCCAUGGCCUACGCGUAAAGCAUCAUGGUCAUCAUGCAUCUUAGCUAACCUGUCAGAGAAGACACUGGUGCAUUGAAAGGGUAGCUGAAUGCGGUGGGUGGAGCCAGUUGGAGAAAAGGGGAGCUCGCGCAGCUGUCUUUGUUCACCGCUUUUGAAAGUAGAUACAAAGGGAGGGCUUCGAAGAUUUGAAGCAAGUGUCCAGUUGAGGAGGAGCUUGUCUUUGCUCAAUGAGACGUGCUGAAAGCUUCUAGUCGCUCAAUGAAAGUAACGGCGUUGAUGAAACGAGAGGAGGGUAAAAGCGAAUGGAGUGACAUUAGGAAGGACUCAGCAAGCUCAGUCACCGAGAGGUGACUUAGCAACACCGAGACUACGAAGUUGACUUGAUACGCCACUCGUCGCUGUUACAGCCUGCUGUUGAGCGGUUGAGUAUGAACGGCAUGUCUGGGUCCCUAGGUCAGGGGGCCUUCCACGCAUCAUACGAUGUCAGGCCUCCUGGCAAGAAGCAGCUUGGGAUUCUCAAGGCUGGGAACCUUUACAUUUCCGGAAGAGGCAUGGGGUGGAAGUCAUGGAAGAAGCGGUGGUUCAUUCUUACCAAGACGCCGACGCGCACGGCGCUCGUCUACUUCAGGGGGGAGCCGAACGGGCCAAUCAAUCCGUCAGACGCUUUGGACGGCAUCAAUCUGGUGAACACGGGAAGGGUGCUGGCGAAGCUGGACAAGAAGAUGAUCAUCCUCAUGUUCCCGGACAACCGCAGCUACACCUUCAAGGCCGAGUCCCUCGACGAGCUCGAUGGGUGGCGUCAGAUGCUCGAGAAAGCGCUGGUCGACGCGCCCAACCCGGAGCCCGAGGGCGAGCCCGAGAGUUCAUACAAGAGCGAUACAAUGGACAGCAGCCGGGACUUCAGCGGGGAGUAUAAGUCCCCCCCUCAGAAGAAACGCCCGCAAAAGUCGCUCGUCAUUGGACGGCCCAUCCUGCUCGCCCUGGAGGACAUCGACGGGAGCCCGUCGUUUCUGGAGAAGGCGCUCCAGUUCAUCGAGACCACCGGCGUGAACGUGGAAGGCAUCCUGCGGCACUCGGCGGACGUGGAACUCGUGGAGAAGCGCGUGCAAGCGUAUGAGCAAGGUGCGAACGAGUUCCGGCCUGACGAGGACGCCCACGUAAUCGGGGACUGCAUAAAGCACGUGCUGCGGGAGCUGCCGUCGUCGCCCGUGCCAGACCUCUGCUGCGCCGCGCUCAUCCGGGCAUAUCGGAAGCCUAAUCGGAACGUCCAAAUAGAGGAGAUGCGCAUUGCGGUGGCCGACAGUUUCCCCGAGCCCAAUAGGCGACUAUUGCAGCGGGUCCUGCGCAUGAUGCUCACGGUUGCGUCAAACUCCUCCGUCAACCUCAUGAACGCCGACGCUGUCGCGCGGUGCAUGGCGCCUCUCCUGCUGCGGCCCAUUUUCUCGGGCGACGUGCCGAUUUUCGUGGACGACGGGGGCGCGGGGCCGACGUCCGAGGAGGAGCACGCGAUGCUGCAGGCGAUGAAUGCGGCGAACGUGGGCGGUGCGCUCAUCCGGGCGAUGAUGAAGGAGUUUGACAAUCUCUUCGUGGAGGACGAGCAUCUUACGAGCGCGACCAUCUCGCGCUCCUUCUCCGAUGACAUGUACCGGGACACGAGCCGCGUGUCAUACCAGACGAGCAUCCCCUCCCACCUCAGCCGCGACAGCGACGCCUCCUCGUCCGGCAUCGCCCUCGACGGAGUCAACGGCGCCCAUGUGCUGACGUCACUCGACGAGCCAACCGUCCGGCACGACCUCAGCGGCACGACCCUGGCGCGGGAGGGCGAGGGCGACCAUUCGGACGCCCAGAGAGGCUAUUCGGACGGCCGGAAAGGCUAUGCGGACGCGCCGAGGGGCUAUUCGGACGCGCCGAGGGUCUAUCCGGAGGCGCCGAGGGGCUAUUCGGACGCCCGGAACGAGCCGGACGUGCGGGAGCUGACGGAGGACGAGGAGCUGGCGGCGAUCGAACGGCUGACGCAGCAGCGCGACGUGCUGGAGGUGGCGGUGUGGAAGAAGAAGGAGGAGAACGCGGGGCUCAAGGAGGCGCUGCGCCUGCGCAAGCAGAGCUUGCAAGACCGGCGGUACGAUCUGGAGCAAGAGGUACGUCGGCUGAACGGCGCGCUGGUGCACGAGGCGGACCAGAACGCGCUGAUGGAGAUUGCGAUGGGCGCCGCGAGCGCAAUGCUGGAGCACUCCAAAGACCUGGACCCCGAGGCGCAGAUGCAGCUGCAGGAGAUUGUGGCGCUCGAAAAGGACGUCACACGACUGCGGACGCAGAUCGACGACCUACAGAUUGACAUGCUCAACAGGCGGAAAGCGUCCGGGCUCGAUGACAUGGACAAGCGGCUGCAGCGGAUAUGCGACCUUAACGCUCUAUCAUCGCAACUAGAGGCGGAGCUGAGCACGGUGCUGAGGAAGUACGCAGAGGAGAAGGAGAAGAACAACGAGAUGCUGGCGCAGAUUGCGGCUGUCGACAUCGCCUCCCGCGAGAGCCAGUACUUCAAGCAGCAGGUCGCGCUUGCAGAAGCCCAGGAGAAGCUGCGCCUCGAAAUGAGCCGCGCCCAAAUUCUGCAACAAAGCGGGGGGCUGCAACAGGCUGCGGGGCUGCAACAAUUUGGAGUGCUGCAACAAAUGGGGGGGUCCAAAGAGCAGUCACCGGCGAGGGGGGGGCUCGCGGGGGGGUCCGCUCCCGCCACGCCGAAAGGCCCCCUGAUGCGCUUGCCCCCCGUGCCGUUAACGGGGGGCGGAAAGCGGAGCUUUGGGGCGGUGAAUCUGCACAGGCUCGGUUCCGAUGGCGCGGACUACUUGAAGAACCAACUAGAGGCGGCGGGGAUUGUCACGGCGGCCGACGAUGACGAGCGCGACAGCCCGAGCAGCGAGGACCGGCGGUCGAACCUGAGCAACGGGGAUUCCGGUUCCGUUUCCACCUCGUCCGCCAGCAUUCCGCUGGUCUCGACCUCUCGAGGGCUCGGUUCGCUGGAUUCGCAGGUGGCGUACUCGCAGGAGCGGCGCAUGCAGCUGAUGCGACAGCUGCAGGAGCUGUCGAGCCCGACGGGCGGGGGUGGGCGGCGCGCCCACUCUGGUUACGCAAGCUACCGUGAGGCGGUGCCGUAUGCCGUGAGCCCGUAAUGGGCUCGCUGUGGUAGGUUGGGUGGGAUUUGCGAGUUUGUAGAAAUAGUGUCAAAGGGGUCUGAGUAUGGGAACGGCAGCAUAAGCAAAGGGCUUAGGAUGGAGCUGACCUGUGGGCGGGUUUGUAUUUGAUGAUGUCACAAAGUCGUCUGCAUAUGGGGUGCUGGGAAUGCCUGCCGGUGUGUCUGGCAGGCUGCUUCGGCUGAAAGAAGUGCAGUGGGACGCGCUUUGGGGGAUCGCGUCAGGUCACCCAUGUUGAGCUGCGCUCGCUGCAAGCGAUGUGCAUCAUGCGUUUGGCUGGGUGGAUACGAUCAGCCUGUUAUAAAGUAAGAUUGCUGCCGUUUACCUGUUGCAUGAGAGAACAGAAGACUUCGUAUUGACAAUAUCAGAGGAAAAUUAGUUCCAAAGGUAGUAGUAUGUUGCUAGCUUAGGGCGACUUACACGUCAAUUGUAGUAUGUAGGAAGUCGAAUAUAGGAAGGCUCCAAAGCAGCGGCUGCCCGCAUGCAUGCUUGAGUAGUAGGAUGGCAUACCCUGUGUCUAUAUAUUGGCUAAAUUCUUACAUGGUUGGAAUUUCAGCCUCAGUGAUCGUCGAGAGUGCCUAGCAUUUGCAACUUAGGUCUGGGAAUGAGUUUGGGGGCCACCGCAUAGGGCGUCACUUAGUCCACAUUUGCUGGCCAAGUCUGCACAAGAGAUUCAUGAGUCGGUUCCAAUGAUCACGGACAAAUCAAUCUGCUCGUUUCAAGAGUAAUGAAGUUUAAGAUCAAAGAAGCUCGAAGCACAUAU
Messenger RNA from Klebsormidium nitens, 4057 nucleotides. NCBI's taxonomy places the organism in Eukaryota, Viridiplantae, Streptophyta, Klebsormidiophyceae, Klebsormidiales, Klebsormidiaceae. The record is from the annotation of a GenBank genome assembly.